Messenger RNA from Cryptomeria japonica (Japanese cedar), 1889 nucleotides. RefSeq lists its product as uncharacterized. Gene Ontology annotation, cellular component: chloroplast. Gene Ontology annotation, molecular function: double-stranded DNA binding. The record is from RefSeq and is a predicted model, not a curated record. The transcript has 2 exons. Lineage: Eukaryota; Viridiplantae; Streptophyta; Pinopsida; Cupressales; Cupressaceae. Gene Ontology annotation, biological process: chloroplast organization; regulation of DNA-templated transcription. Bases 164 to 1336 code for a protein of 390 amino acids.
CCUAUUGUAAAUACCGCUUACACGGUUAAACUUUUUUGAAUCCCUGAAAACAAAUCUCUGAUCAUCGCACAGCAAAAUAAAUCUGCUGAAAAAACCUAAAAUAAAUCUGCUGAAAAACCCUAUCCUAGUCUCCUGUUGUUUGCAGCUCCACUGUAGUUCAAACAUGACAACCAUGUUACGCCUCAAUCUAUUCGAUAUACACCCAUUCCAUUCUCACAAACAGUUGGUUAAGCAUCCAUUUCAUUCUCGCACGUCUUGGUCAAGCCUUGCCAUUACCAAUGCCCAUACGCAGAGCCUCUUUUCACACUUUGCCUCCAACAAACUUAACAUGUCUGAGGCUGAGAUCACUCAGAUUUUCAGAAGGGCUCCCCAAUUGCAGAAUCUUCGAACCCUCGACAGCGUAGAGCAGUUUAUUCUUUUUUUGAAGAAGCGCGGCUGCACCGACGUCCAAAUUGCCAAAAUAAUGAGGAAUCAGCCCUCAAUAAUCACCGUUUCAGAAAAAAAAUUGGAACCCAAGAUCAGGCUGCUGGAAAAUUUCGGUUUUGAGGGUCAAACCCUGACGAAGCUUUUGACGAGCAAUCCACACAUCUUGGCUCAGAGCCUCGAGAAAAGCCUUCUUCCCAAAAUGAUGUUUCUCAAGAGCAUAUUUGAGACCGAGGACGCGCUCGUUAAAGCCAUGUUAAGAGCACGACAACUUAUCCGUUGUAACCUGGAGAAGGUUCUCAAGCCCUCGCUUGCUUUCUGGGAGGGAUUUGGUUUAAGCAGGGCUGAACUCUCUAAAUUCUUACGGCUGGCUCCGAGCGUACUGUUACGUAGUUCACUAACGCCUGCAGAAGCCAUUCUCAUUGAUAACAUUGGCCUUGAUAAAGGAAGCAAAAUGUUCAAAUAUGUUUUGAUUGCAGUGACCCUUAGCCGCAUGGAAACGUUGGAGGCCAAGAUAGAGAAUCUCAAGUUCUGGGGUCUCUCGACCGAGGAAAUCUGGCGACUAUUUAGGGUUGCUCCUCUAGUCUUAAAUUUCUCCAAGGAAACUGUUGGUGAGAAGAUGAAUUUUGUAGUUAAUCAUUUAAAGGAACCUGCAAAUUCUGUAGUGAAGCACCCUCUCCUGUUGCAAAAAAGUUUAGAACGGUCUGUGAGGCCCAGGUUUCUGGUGUGGCAGAAAAUCGAGUCCACCACUGCCCCCGGUCAUUCUAUUUUCAAGGUAUUGGCGAUGCCAGAGGAAAGGUUUAUAAAGUUUAUAGAAGGGCAUCCUGACUCUGAAACCCUGUGGUCAAUUUAUGAAAAUGCCGUUUCCGAUGCCCCCAGUGACACAAAGAGAUCAAGCAGAUUGAUACUGUGAGAGUCAGGACUACAAAACCACAGUAAACUUGUUUGUCUAGUCUUUGGCAGAAGGCGGCCAGGCCUUCCCCAUCUAGGUGUUGGCUGUGAGCAUUUUACUUUCUGGAGGCACCCUAUUCAACGUCAGGAGCGACAAUGUUAUCUCCUCUGCCAUUUGUUCUGUGUGUAAUAACUCUUUAAGCGAGUAUCUUAACUUCAAGUUUGCAAUAAUGAAGGAUUUGCUUUCCCAGAACAAAAUAUUGGGAAAUCACUACCUUGGGGAAUGGUUAUAGGCAAUUGGAGAGAGGAAAUGAUGGAGGCCUUUGACACUGAUGAAAUCGACGUAUGUUUUCAGGUGCUGGUGCUGUUAGCAAUCAUUACUGUAGAUUUCUUGCGAGCAAUUUAUAGUGAUAAAUUUGCAUUUACAGGAAUUUUGAUUGUAAAUAUAAUGCUCAUGGGAAAGAAUUGUAGACAUAGGAUCAUGUUCCAAAUGGGUGUCAAGAUUUGAACUCCAUUGGACGCUGUAAUGUAUGAAAAAAUCAUUCAAUUAUGUUGUCAUGAGUAUGUUUAAACCU